Messenger RNA from Belonocnema kinseyi, 15784 nucleotides. RefSeq names its product low-density lipoprotein receptor-related protein 2 (gene mgl). Lineage: Eukaryota; Metazoa; Arthropoda; Insecta; Hymenoptera; Cynipidae. The record is from RefSeq and is a predicted model, not a curated record. Bases 293 to 14128 code for a protein of 4611 amino acids. Gene Ontology annotation, molecular function: calcium ion binding; protein binding. The transcript has 15 exons.
GUCAGCGCAUGAGCCAUGGACUGAGCUCGAUGACUUUUCGUGCCGGGCUUUUUCUCAUUUUUUUUAUUUUUAAUUCAUCCCCCUUCCUUUUGGUUGCACAUCAGUUACCCUCCCUUCGGCAAGGAACUCACCACAAGUCAAAAUAGGGCCCACUUCCGGCAACCGCGUCGGUAGUUCGCUAGUUGCGCGCUACCACUUUUAUUAUUUAUUUAAUAUUUAUUUUAUUAUUAUUACUACUACUAUUGUCCCUUUGUGAUUCUUGUGAUUUUUGGUGCGUGAUAGUGUGUGAGCGAUGGCGAUGGCUGCGGAGCCAAGGCGGCCCUGCACCGUCGCUUCCGGUGGUGAUCGUGCAAUCGGAAGUAGCGGUGGCUCCUACUUCCGAAGAAUCAGGACAGCAAGCUUUAUCACCUUAGGAAUCUUUCUCCUUUCACGUGUGGCUACUACCGGUGCCAUUAAAGGACUCGGCGAUGGAGUUGGUUGUCCUAUGGGAAUGUUCCGAUGCUCCGACGGAAAGUGCAUCCCGUCCCUCUGGGUCUGUAACUAUCAAAAGGAUUGCGACAACGCCGAGGACGAAUUUCAGUCAUGCCAACCUCCUGAAUGCGAGCUUGGACAAAUCACGUGCGGCCAGUAUAUCUUUAAUAAAACUUACUGCAUACCUCCCCACCAGAGAUGUGACAUGACAGUAGACUGUGUCGACGGCACCGACGAGGCCGGAUGUAAUUACAGGAAAUGUCAGACGGACGACUUCAGGUGUAGUGGAACGACGCCUGAACUUUGCAUACCAAAAGAGAAGAGGUGCGAUGGUUAUUUGGACUGUCGAAACGGAAAGGACGAAGAAGGUUGUACGACUACUAAAGCUCCUUGUAGACUAGACCAAUUCAGAUGUAACACGACACAACGUUGUGUUGAGCAAACUGCAAGAUGUAAUCACAGAGACGACUGCGGGGACAACAGUGACGAAGCACACUGCAGUUUUCCUGAAUGCACAUCGGAGCAAUUUCGAUGCGCAAAUGCACUUUGCAUUCCUUUGGCAUUUCAGUGCGAUGGCUACAGAGACUGUGAUGAUGGGUCCGAUGAAAAAACUUGCACCGCGAUGGUUUGUCCAGGAACGAAAUUCAUGUGCCCAAAAGGCUCUCCAGGUGGAAAACCAAAAUGCAUCAAUAAAUCGCAGCUGUGCGAUGGCAAACAAGACUGUGAAGACGGAGCUGAUGAAUUGUCCGCUUGUUCGACGAAUCUCUGCGGCGCUCUAGGAUGUCAAUAUAAAUGCCAAGCAUCUCCUACCGGUGGGGCUUGUUCCUGUCAAGACGGAAGAGUUCUUGCGAAUGACUCGAGGACUUGCAUUGAUAGAGACGAGUGUUCGGAAUGGGGCUUCUGUGAGCAGCUUUGCGAAAACACGGAUGGUUCCUAUAUCUGCAGCUGCGUUCCAGGAUUCGAGCUCGAAGGAAGGAAUGCUUGUCGAGCUUCGAAGGGAAGUUCGCCAGUAGAAUUGCUUUUGGCUCAGGAUCGAGCAAUUUGGAGAAUGGAUGAAGCUGGUCUAGAUCGGAAGUUAGUCGCCAACACAACCGGAGCAAGUGGAGUUGACUUUCUCUACAAUCGCAACCUCGUUUACUGGAGUGACACCAAAACGAGAAAGAUUCACUCUCAAUCUUUGAGUGGUAAUCAAGCCAACUCAGACGUAGACAUCUCCCUGCCAGGAUCUUGGGUGCCAGUUGCAAUCGCUGUGGACUGGGUUGGUGACAAACUUUAUGUAGUCGAUUCGAUAGUACAGAAAAUAGACGUUUUCGAAUUAGAUGGUCAUUUCCAUGGCAUUGCUCUUGGAUCAAACUUAACUAGCCCCGCAGAUAUUGCUCUCGAUCCUACCGUGGGCUUGAUGUUCAUAGCCGACAGCAAGCAAGUAUUAAGAGCAAACAUGGACGGCACGAACACCAUGGCAAUCAUCUCUGAAGCUGCGUACAAGGUUUCUGGAGUGGCUGCUGAUAUCUACGCUAAAAGAAUUUACUGGUGUGACUCUCUACUAGAUUAUAUCGAGACUGCUGAUUAUAUGGGACGAAAUAGAGUGAUGGUUCUUCGAGGAACACAGGUCCCAGCCCCGAUGAGACUCGCGCUCUUCGAGGACAGAAUUUUUUGGACCGAUAGUACGAAACAAGCUGUCUUGAGUGUUAAGAAAACCGCCGGUGAGUCUUCGAUCCGCAAUAUAUUCAAGGCGAAAGAUGCAAAGGCGGUCAAAGUUCUGCAUAGCCUGGUUCAACAAGCUGUGACCAAUCCUUGUGGAAUCAAUAAUGGAGGCUGUCAGCACAUGUGUAUCGUAACAGCAGCGGCUGACCGCGAUUCUGGAUUGGCCUAUCGUUGUGCGUGUCACAUCGGCUGGAGGCUUUCAUUGGAUUUGAGAAAUUGUAACCUGGUGACGGAGUUUCUCAUGUACUCGCAGCAGAGAUUCAUCAAAGGACGUGUUCUGGAUCCUGUGAUGGAAGGCUUCAGUGAUGCUAUCCUGCCUGUUGUUUCCAGGAGAGCAAGGUUCGUCGGUUUGGACUUUGAUGCUCGUGAUCAGUAUAUUUAUUACAGUGACGUGUUGCAAGACGUGAUCUACAGAGUCCGUCAGAACGGCACUGGGCGUGAGAUCGUUCUUGCGAGUCAAAACGAGGGAGUGGAAGGAUUAGCAGUUGACUGGGCGUCAAAGAACUUGUACUAUAUUGACUCGCGGAAGGGAACCUUAAACGUACUCAGCACUAGGAAUGUCACUUACCGAAGGACUCUUUUGAAGAACUUGAAGAGGCCGAGGGCAAUCGUCAUCCACCCGAAUCAGGGAUUCAUUUUCUUCUCGGAGUGGGACAGGCCCGCAAACAUCAGCAGAGCUCGAGCCGAUGGAUCGAACUUGAUCGUCUUCAAGAAUCUGACUCUCGGGUGGCCAAAUGGUCUCGCGAUUGACUUCAGCAAGGACAGGCUCUACUGGUGCGACGCAUUGCUUGAUCAUGUCCAACACUCGAAUCUGGAAGGUACUGACGUCAGGACCGUCAACUCAAGACUCAUAAGGCAUCCCUUCUCAAUAGCGAUUUACGAACAGUGGAUGUACAUUACCGACUGGAGAUUGGAUGCCAUCAUACGUCUGCACAAGGAAACUGGAGAGCAGGAAGCUAUUCUUGUUCGCGAGCCCGACACAAAUCGGCUAUACGGAGUCAAGGUCUACAGUCCUCAUAUUCAGCAGCCGCACACGGACCAUCCGUGCACGAUAAACAACGGUGAAUGCGAGAAACUCUGUUUCGCUGUUCCACGCAACAGUACUACCAGAUUCUCACCAACGAGGCUCACAAGAAUCUGUGGAUGUCCCUAUGGAGAGAAGCUUCGCGAUGACGAGAUCACUUGUAUGGAAGAUCAGGAAGCUGAACCCCCAGUGAAAGCUUGUCCAAAUGCGUGGGACUUUACGUGCGCCAAUCAACGAUGUGUGCCUCAGUCCUGGAUUUGCGAUGGAGAUGACGAUUGUCUUGACAAUAGCGACGAGAAUCAAAACUGCACAAAGCCGACUUGCGGCGCCAAUGAAUUCCAGUGUAAAUCAGGCAGAUGCGUUCCCUCGAGUUUCAGGUGUGACUCCGAGAAUGACUGCGGAGAUUACAGCGACGAAGCAGGUUGCCCCAACGUCACCUGCAGUUCUAGUCAGUUUGCAUGUAGCAACAAUCGCUGCAUACCCGCAACCUGGAAAUGCGACUCUGAGAACGACUGUGGAGACAGCUCUGAUGAGGGUGAUUUUUGCGCAGCCAAAACUUGUUCCUACUUUCAGUUCACAUGCCCACGUUCAGGACACUGUAUACCUCAAUCCUGGGUUUGUGACGGUGACAACGAUUGCUUUGAUCAGCAGGACGAAAUGGACUGUCCACCAGUUAAUUGUCUCAGCACGCAAUUUACUUGUGCAGAUCAGAAGAUGUGUGUUCUCGAAUCUUACAAGUGUGACGGAAUCUCUGAUUGCAAUGAUGGAAGCGAUGAAUUGGGCUGUCCAUCUCUGGCACCGGAUCAGUGCAAUACCGAGAAGCAAUUCCAGUGCGCGAGUUCUGGAAUUUGCAUACCCAAGAGUUGGUACUGUGAUGGAACAGCGGACUGUCAUGACAAAUCGGAUGAGCCUGAGAGUUGUGGCCAGGUCAACUGCCAACCUGGAUUCUUCAAGUGCAACAACAACAAGUGUGUUUUCAAAGCCUACGUCUGCGAUGGAAAAGACGACUGUGGUGAUGGAUCGGACGAAGACACAAAAUUGCACGCUUGCAAAGGGCCUGAAUUCAAGUGCGAAUCAACAGAAUGGAAGUGUCCCAACGUUACGAACCGAUGCAUCAAUGUUACAAAUGUCUGUGAUGGUAAACCGGACUGCCCAGGUGGAGGAGACGAGGGCAUUGGUUGUGAACUUGCAGAAUGCAAACACCAGGGAGGCCUCUGCACCAACGGUUGUUUGCAAACACCCUUCGGUGCUCAGUGCACUUGUCCACAAGGGGAGGAACUUGGCCCUGAUGGUUUCACUUGUCAGGACAUGAACGAGUGCGAUCCACCUGGACGUUGUUCUCAGAUCUGUAUCAACACAAAGGGCAGUUAUCUUUGCAACUGUGUCGACGGUUACGUGCUUGAAAAAGACAAACACACGUGUAAGGCUUUCAAUCAUAGCGCGGCUUUUCUCAUAAUUUCCAAUCGACACACGAUUCUUGUUGCCGAUUUGCAAGAUCAAGCACUGGAGAGGGUUCCAAUUAAUGUGGAAAACGUGGUAGCAACUUCGAGCAAUAUGCACACUGGCACAAUCUUCUGGUCCGAUAUGAAGCUGAAGAAGAUCUCGAGAUUAGACAGAAGCAGCGAUCCUCAGGAUGUGAUAUCUACUGGUCUUGAUCUCGUUGAAGGAUUGGCCUAUGAUUGGAUUGGACAAAAUCUGUAUUGGUUGGAUUCCAAACUGAAUACCAUCGAAGUGUCCAAGGAAACUGGUGCAAAUAGAUUGGUUCUCGUUAAGGAGAACAUAACACAGCCUCGAGGAAUGUGUCUCGAUCCAAGUCCAGGUGCUUGCUGGCUUUUCUGGACCGACUGGGGCGAGAACCCAAGAAUCGAGAGAAUUGGUAUGGACGGUACAGAGAGAUCCACCAUUAUCAACACCAAAAUUUAUUGGCCAAACGGUCUUGCUCUAGACAUCGCCAACAAGAGGAUCUAUUUUGCGGAUAGUAAGCUUGACUUCAUCGACAGUUGUCUCUAUGACGGAACUGGAAGAAUUCAGGUGUUGGCUGACUCUCAUUAUUUGCUCCAUCCGCACUCUCUCACUCUCUUCGAGGACACAAUGUACUGGACUGAUCGGCAACUGAACCGAGUUUUGUCCGCUCACAAAUUCCGCGGCUCAAAUCAAACUGUUGUCUCGCACCUCAUCUCCCAACCACUGUCGAUCCACGUUCACCACCCUGUACUUCAACCAAUCACACCAAAUCCUUGCUUGAAUGCCUCAUGCGCUCAUCUUUGUCUUCUUUCCCCGAGUGCGCCAAGCGGCUACAACUGCAAGUGCCAGGUCGGAUACAAAUUGUUGAGUGAUGGUCGCUGCAUCGAAGAGGAAAAUGCCUACUUGAUGGUCCUUCGAGGAUCUCAAAUAAUUGACGUGUCGCUUUUGCCUGGAGAUACCAAGACUGGAUACAUCACUCCAGUUGUUGGAGUUGAAGGCGGUAGAUUUAUUGACUACGACAGGACUGACCACAUUAUUUACUGGCUGCAGGGAAAGGAGGGCGAUGAGGAGAACGGUACAAUUUACGCAAUUCCAUACGGAGGUGGAAAUAAAACUGAGUUCCCGAACGCGAACGGUGACACUGGAAUUGUUGGAUCUCCAUCAACUUUGGCCUUUGACUGGCUCGGGAGGAAUCUCUUCAUUGGAAACAAAUACGCUUCCAACAUCGAGGCAAUUAAGGUAGAUGGAAAAAUAAGAUAUCGGUCAAUUGUUCUCGCGAAUGAUGGAACGAAAUUGAGUGUAGCUAGACCAAGAUCGAUGUGCGUUGAUCCUCUCGAGGGACAUGUCUUCUGGAUUGAUGAGGGAGGCUUUGGCGUCCCUUCGAAAAUUGGUAGAGUCAACAUGGAUGGUACAACUCCUCUUAUACUUGUGCCAGACCUGUAUGGCGCCGAGGCCAUCACGAUAGAUAUACCAAGUAAGACCGUUUACUUCAGUACCUCUCAGACUGUCCAGUCGAUGACAACAGACGGUCAGAGCGUGAAAACUAUUCUGUCAGCCGCUAACAAUAUCGCCCUGCCGAAGGCCCUCGCCGUCCAUGAGAAUAAACUCUACUAUCUGGAUCCAAAGUAUGAGAAAAUCGAGAGGGUAAACCUGCCGAAUGGUGAUAAUGCAACGAUAAUAAUGCAAAACGAUGCUGAUUUGAAGACGCUCACUAUAUACAAGAAACGAGCUACCGGUUCUCACUCCUGUCUCGUAAAUAAUGGAGGUUGCGAUCAAAUUUGUCUGCCCUCUGCUGGUGGAACCAGAGUCUGCGCCUGUGGCAUAGAAUACCGUAAAGUUGGUGACAGCAGAUGCGAGCCCUUCAAAACCUUCGCGGUCGUUACUCAGUUAGAUGUGGCGAGAGGAUACAGCUUAAAGGACUCGAAAGAGGCGAUGGUGCCAAUCGCUGGAAUGGGUCAUCAUAUUCUUCAUGUUGAUGUGCACUGUGCACAGAACUGGAUUUACUGGGUCGAGUUCAACAGAGGAUACUGGAAUGGUAUCUUUCGAGUGAGACCCAACGGUACUGAGCUCGAGCAGAUCAUUAAGAGUGGAAUUGGAUCGAAUGGAAUUAGAGGGUUGACGAUCGACUGGAUCGCUGGAAAUAUCUAUUUUGCUAAUGUGUUCCCCCAUGACAACUACGUCGAGGUCUGCCGUCUGGAUGGAAGCAACAGGAAGGUGUUAGUCAAAACAACGACAGAUGCGCCUAGAGAACUUGCGGUCAAUCCGAUCAAGAAAGUCCUCUACUGGAUCGACUAUGGUCAAUAUCCAAGAAUAGGAAAGGCCAACUUGGAUGGUAGCAAUUGGACAACCUUGGUCACAAGUGGCAUCAGCACGCCUCGUGAUCUGACGGUCGAUAUAUUAACGCACGAUGUCUACUGGGUUGACUCGAAGCUCGACAUGAUCCAGAAGAUCUCCUACACUGGUGGCAACCGAAUGGUCAUCCGAAAUAAUCUGCCGAACCCGAUGGGAGUUGCCAUCUUCGGCCAGGACAUGUACUGGGUAGAUCGCAAUCUAGCCACUGUCUUCAAGGCGAGCAAGCUGCCAGGAAAUAUCAGUCGACCGACCUCAGUUAGGACGAAUCUACCUAAAUUGAGGGAUAUCGCCAUCUUUGAUCAAAACUCUCAGCCGAUGGAUGAAAACAGUCCCUGCUCUCGGACUCCCAAUGGUGGUUGCGAACAGUUGUGUUUCGCGCUUCCACGAGACAAUACUCCUAAUCAAGUCAAGUGCGAUUGUGCAACCGGUAAACUGGCGUCUGAUGGCAAGAGGUGUGAAAACGUUGACGAGUUCCUUGUCUUCGCAACAAGAACCGAAAUCCGGGCCAUUAACCUGGAUCCAAAAUCCACCAGUUUGCCCUUUAAGCCUGUUGGAAACUUGACAAAUGUUGUGGGCGUUGAUUUUGACUAUCAAGACAAAAAAUUGCUUUUCACUCAAAUUAGACCAUGGGCGAUGAUUGCUUGGCUCAAUUCGGAGGAUCCCUCGUCAAUGAAACCUGAAAAAAUCAUCAACCGAGGCAUCAAUCCAGAGGGUAUUUCAUACGACUGGACACAGAAGAAAGUGUACUGGACAGACUCCUCGAAUAACAGCAUAUAUGCUAUGAAUAUCGAUGGGACGGACCUGGUGAUGAUUGCUAGAGUAGACAGACCACGAGCUAUCGUCGUAGAUCCUUGCAACGGUUCUCUCUACUUCACCGACUGGGGUCGUUUCGGCACCUCUGGUAAGAUCUUUAGAACCACCAUGGCAGGUUCUUUGAAGAAGGCCAUCAUUGACAAGGAUCUCUCUCAACCAAGUGGUCUUGCUAUUGAUUACGAAGAGCGCAUGCUCUACUGGACCGACGCAGUUCUAGAGAAGAUCGAGAGAUCAGAUCUCAACGGAAAUAACAGGGAAGUUCUUAUUGGAGCGACGAUUUAUCCAUUCGCGAUCACAGUCUUCCGGGAGCACAUUUACUGGACUGAUUUGCAACUCAGGGGUGUAUAUCGAGCAGAGAAGAACACAGGAUCUGACAAAGUAGAAUUGGUGAAACGACUUGAGGACUCCCCAAGAGAUCUUCACAUCUAUUCUCCAGCAAGACAACAGUGCAAGGUCAAUCCUUGCAACAUCAAUAACGGAGGGUGCGAUCAAUCCUGCCAUCCUGGGCAAAGUGGCACUGCUGAAUGCAAAUGCGACGACAACAGCAGACUCGUCAACGAGGACAGAAUGUGUGUACCCAAAAAUGUUACUUGCGACGGCAACAAAUUUGCCUGCAGAAAUGGAAGAUGCAUCUCUCGAAUGUGGGCUUGCGAUGGCGACAAUGACUGUGGAGACAGCUCUGAUGAAGACACCAACUACUGUUCCUACCACUCUUGCAGUCCCAAUGAGUUUCGUUGUAACAAUGGCCGCUGCAUCUUUAAAUCGUGGAAGUGCGACCACGAGAAUGACUGUCGAGAUGGUAGCGACGAGGAAGGUUGCAAAUAUCCACCUUGUGCAGCUGGCGAAUUCACCUGCGCCAAUUAUCGUUGCAUUCCACAGUCACAGGUUUGUAACGGUGUCAAUGACUGUAAAGACAACGUCACUUCGGAUGAAACGCACGAACGCUGUCCCCGGAACACGACCUGCCCUCCUAAUCAUCUCAAGUGUGAUAAGACCAACAUAUGCGUGGAACCUUACUGGUUGUGCGACGGAGACAACGAUUGCGGAGACAACAGCGACGAAAAUCCUCUACACUGCGCUCAGAGAACUUGUCCACAAAAUAGCUUCCGUUGUCCCAAUCACAGAUGCAUUCCGGCUACUUGGUACUGUGACGGAGAUGACGAUUGUCUCGACGGGAGCGACGAGCCGCCAGGAUACUGUCAAUCUGAAGGCAGAACCUGUUUCGGUGAUCUGUUUACCUGUGACAACGGAAACUGUAUUCCCAGGAUAUACAUCUGCGACGGCGACAAUGAUUGUCUUGACAAUUCUGACGAGGACGAGAGGCAUCAGUGCAAUGACCGAAAGUGUGACGAAGAGACUGAAUUUACUUGCACCGCCAAUAAACUCUGGAAUCGGGCACAGUGUAUUCCAAAGAAGUGGCUCUGCGAUGGUGAUCCAGACUGUGUGGAUGGAGCUGACGAGAACUCGACUCUGCUCCAUUGCCCAGCACCAACACCUUGUUCCGAAAAUCAAUUUACCUGCAACAACGGCAGGUGUCUCAAUCGAAGCUGGCUCUGUGAUCAUGACAACGACUGUGGAGAUGGAAGCGACGAAGGCAAGUUCUGUAAUUCCAGAUACAAGAAUUGUUCCGAACUUGAAUUCACUUGUCAAAACUUUAAGUGCAUAAGGAAGCAAUUCCACUGUGAUGGACAGGAUGACUGUGGAGAUUAUUCGGACGAAGUCAACUGUCCCUCAAAGAAAAAGAACACCACCUGUCCAAAUCUAGGAGAAUUCAUGUGUGCAAAUGGAGUAUGCAUCGAUCAGCAGUUGGUUUGUAACAAAGAACCCGACUGUGCUGAUGAGAGUGACGAACCACCUCACUGCAAUGUUGAUGAGUGCGCCCGAGUGGAGAUGAACCAGUGUGGACACAGGUGUGUGGAUACACCAACGAGUUUUUACUGCGAAUGUAAUGCAGGGUACAAGCUCUUGGACGAUGGAAAAGCCUGCGCAGAUAUCGACGAGUGCAUCGAAACACCACAAGUUUGUAGUCAGCAGUGUGAGAACACACCAGGAAACUUCUACUGUAAAUGCAACGAGAAGUACUAUGAACGAGCAGCUGAUGAGCACACUUGCAAGAGGAGAGACAAAAUUCCUCCCUGGGUUAUCUUCACGAAUAAGUACUACAUCAGGAAUAUGUCAACCGAUGCUUCCCAGUAUGCUCUGAUGCAUCAAGAUCUUGUAAAUGUUGUUGCGCUCGAUGCGGAUUACGCAGAAGAGAUGUUAUACUUUUGCGACGUCACUGCCAAGACAAUUUACAGAGCACCAAUCGGCGGUGGAGAGAGGCAGGCGAUUAUUCGACACGACAGUCUUGGUCUCGAAGGAAUUGCCAUUGAUUGGAUAGGAAGGAAGCUAUACUGGUUGGAUAGACAUGCCAAACAUCUGGAAGUAGCUGAGUUGGAUGGAACAAAUAGAAAGACUUUGAUGGCUGGAAUCGCGGAUCCAAGAGCGAUUGCUGUUCAUCCUGGAACUGGACAUUUGUACUUUACGUCCUGGCAUCUUCAGGCCUACAUCGGUAAGAUGGGAAUGGAUGGUAGCAACUUUACGCAGAUUCUCAACUGGGAAGAUGACAUCGCCUGGCCAAAUGCUCUCACAAUUGACUACUUUACGGACAGGAUAUUCUGGGCUGAUGCGCAUCUUGACUACAUAGCGUUUGCGGAUUUAGAAGGACACCAUCGACGAAUUGUACUGUCUGGUGCCAAAGUUCCACACGUUUUCGCAAUGACGGUCUUUGAUGAUCACAUUUACUGGACGGAUUGGAAUCUGAAGGCCAUCAGUAAGGCAGAGAAGUUCUCUGGAGCUCAAGUUACGCUCCUGAGUAACACAACUCAUCGGCCAUAUGAUAUUCACAUCUAUCAUCCCUUGAGGCAACUUCCUUAUAAUAAUCCGUGCUCACAGAAUAAUGGCGGCUGUUCCCAUCUAUGUUUGAUUUCUCCACCAGCCAGUUCGUACUUGUUAGAGGGCUUUGGGCGACCUGGAAUGACUUCUUUCAAGUGCAUGUGUCCUAAUCAGUUUACUUUGGACAACGAUCAGAAGACCUGUAUCGCUAACUGUACUGCUGGACAGCAUCGAUGCGGUGUGCCCGAUGAGAAAUGCGUCCCUUGGUAUUACAAGUGCGAUGGUGAGAAAGACUGCAAGGAUGGUUCAGACGAGGCUGACUGUCCUGCGAGAACUUGCCGAGCAGGAGUCUUCCAAUGUAAAAACGGCAACUGCACACCUAGUCUCACUGUGUGUGAUGGCGCUGACGACUGCGGAGACAAUAGUGACGAAAUCAACUGCUCACACGCGUGUCCUGUCUUGGAGUUUAAGUGUAAAUCGAACGGACGCUGCAUCCACGAUUCGUGGAAGUGCGACGGAGAUGCUGACUGUAAAGACGGCAGUGAUGAGGAUCCGAGUAUAUGUCACAACAGAACCUGCGACCCCAAUACAGAGUUCAGCUGCAAGAACGGCAAGUGUAUUCCGAAAUUGUGGAUGUGUGACUACGACAAUGACUGUGGAGAUGACAGCGACGAACCAGCGUACAUGUGUCGACAACGCAAUUGCACAACAGGUUGGCAGCGUUGUCCCGGUCAAUCCAACUACAGAUGCAUUCCAAAGUGGCUCUUCUGUGAUGGCAAAGACGACUGCCGAGACAAUUCCGAUGAAAAAGCAGAAAAUUGUCCCGUCUGCGAUCUUAGCACCGAUUUCAAGUGCGCCAAUAACCGAUGCGUACCUAAGCAGUGGCUCUGUGACUUUGCCGAUGACUGUGGAGAUGCUAGCGACGAGGCAGAUGCUAUUUGCAAGGACAAGUACAGAAAGUGUUCAGAAUCCGAGUUUCAGUGUGCCAAUGGCAAGUGCAUCGCUUCUAGGUGGCGGUGUGACCUCGAAGACGAUUGCGGAGAUUCGAGUGAUGAACUUAACUGCGAGACACACAAGUGCAAGAACGACACUUAUCAGUGCAAGAGCGGUCACUGCAUCGCGGGUCAUCUCCGAUGCGAUGGUACCAGAGACUGCAAAGAUCUCAGCGACGAAAUUGGAUGUCCCGCAAAGUAUCCCGGAGGAAGAUACUGUCCGCAGACUCACUUCCAAUGUGACAACAACUUCUGCGUUUCUCUUCAGGACAGAUGCGAUGGAUCUGACGACUGUGGUGACGGUUCAGAUGAAAAUACGGCAAUGUGUGCGAGCCUGCCCUGCGAUCCUCACAGAAGAUUCCGUUGCGCGAAUCACAAGUGCAUUCCCAAGUACCAGGUUUGCGACCAAAUAGACAAUUGUGGAGAUGGUUCCGAUGAGAAUAACAUGACCAUGUGUGCAACUAGAGUUAAACCUUGCGAUCCGAUCAACGAGUAUCUCUGUGCAAACAAGAAUUGUAUCAGCAGACUCCAACUCUGUGAUCACACAGACCACUGUGGAGACUUGUCUGAUGAAUUAGGAUGUCAUCUGAACAAGUACUGCGAGGACCACGACAAGGGCGGCUGUUCCCACUAUUGUCAGAAUAUCACCGACAACCGAUACAUCUGCGCCUGCUAUCCAGGAUACAUAAUAUCCAAAGUAAACAACAAACAGUGCGAGGACAUUAACGAGUGUGCAGAGGGUACGCAUCACUGCUCACAGCUGUGCAUAAAUCUUAAAGGAAAUUACUCGUGUUCGUGUCGCCAAGGCUUCAGGCUCUCUGAUAACCUGAGCGGAGUGUGCCGAGCUGAGGAUGACAACGCACUUGUAUUAUACGCAACUAGAUCAGAAAUCCGAGGAUUGGACGUCCACAGGCGAGAUGAAAUGCCUGUGAUUGGGAACGAAAAUAGAAUACACGCUAUUGACUUUGAUCCGCGAAUGGAAUACGUUUACUGGAUUGAUUCUCACGAUAAUAGGAUUAAACGGUCGUUCAUGGUCAACGCGAAGAACGGCGAAGCAAAGAUAGGAUUUGCCCAAGACCUCAACAUUCAGUCAUCCAACUAUCAACCCACGAGUAUUGCAGUAGACUGGGUGAGUGGAAAUCUCUACUGGACCGAAUUGGCCGACAGUAUCGACAGCAUAACCGGCAGAGUGGUUGUCGCCAAAUCCGAUGGAAGAUACCGACGCAGCAUCGCUAUAGUGGAAGAACCAGCUGCAAUAGCCGUCGACCCUCAACUCGGAAUCGUCGUUUGGUCAGACGUAGGAUCCAUUCCGAGAAUCGAGAGUGCUUGGAUGGAUGGCAGCAAGAGAAGAAUCUUGGUCGGGGAAAAACUUGGCAGACCUUCUGGGCUUGCCAUCGAUUACUCGAUGGACCACACUCUGUAUUGGGCAGACAGUAAACUCAAUCUGAUUGAGUCGAUCCGACUGGACGGCUCCAACAGGAAAGUCGUUCUUCAUGGAGAUGCUCUGAAGCACCCGAUGUCUCUUGACGUCUUUGAGAAUGUGUUGUACUGGACGUCGAGGUCCACCGGCGAGUUGAUUCGACAAGACAAAUUCGGGAGAGGAGUUCCUCAGACGUUGAAGUCAGGCAUGGGGACGAGUGGAGGCGUGAAAAUUUAUCAUCAGAUGAGGUACAAUACCUCGCUGAUCGAUCCUUGUCGAUCGAGUGAGUGCACUCAUCUCUGUGUCGCGGUUCACGGAGGAUACAGGUGUUUGUGUCCAGAGAGCUCUCGGACGAGACAGUCGCAUGCAAGCCAAAUGCGCUGCGAUGCUACGGAGGAAAGGCCGAAACCUGCACCGAGAAUUUGUCCGUGUCAGAACGGAGGUUUCUGCACUCAAAAUUCCGACAAUGAACUCACCUGCGAGUGUCAAGAGUAUUACGAGGGCGAGCACUGUGAGAUUCUCCCGGCAGCGACUCGAUCGGGAAGUUCCACGGCUGCAAUUGUCAUUCCAAUCGUUGUGUCCAUCCUGGUACUGCUUGGUGCAGCUGCCGUUAUUUUGGUUCUCAAGAAACGGCCAUUUGGCAAACCAGGUGGUCUUGGCAGUCUAACCGGUGCUCAAAGUGUCUCCUUCAGACAAGGCAGCAAUGUCGAGUUUGGCGGAUCUUCGACUGAUCGAAUGGAACCUCUCGACGUGGAGUACAAUCUCAAUGAAGUAAGCACGAAAAACAGAGACUUUAGUAAUCCAAUGUACGACGCAGUGAACCUUGAGUCUGGCAACACCAACGGAACCAGUGGCAGUGGAAUUUAUGAAGUUCCUGCGGAAAUGAAACCCUCCAGUAUACAGCACAAAGAACCACCUCAACUUCACUUCAAGAGGCGAGAGCUAGACCCAACACCCAUCGACUCGGGCAAAGAUACCCAGCAGCUGGUGGAAGAAGACAAAUCCGAGUGCUAGGUUGUUGUCACCAAAGUGCAUCUUCAUCUAUUGUGCGGUUUCAUCUUGAAUGUGUCGCGAGUACUAAAUCUCAAUACUCGAACUCUAGUAGUCAAGUUGCUCGAUUCCGACAAGCAAAUGUGAUUGUAUUCGCUUUUAAUUGAAUUUUAGCGCGGGGAGUGAACGUUUAGGUAAGUUUUCAUACAAAAGAUUUUAAAUAAUGCUGUUUAUCUCGAUUUUACACACGGCAAAGAAAGAGUUUUAUCAAUGACCGAACGAGCGGCAAGAGAAUCUAGAUUUUCCAAAUAAGCGGCAUAUUGCCGACUUUGCUCUGCCACGAUCUGUCAGACCUUCAAACUAAAUUUUUAGAGCUCGGACAAAUCUCUCUUUUCACUACUGUAUUGACGUUUUGAGAUAUUUAAUUGAUCAAAGUGAAUCACUCUGAUAAAAGAAAUUGACUAUUGUAGAGAUAUGUAAAAGUACCUACCGAGCCGUUAUGGGGAAACAGGAAGAAAAAAGGUCGAAAUCAAACUGCAAGAGGCAGACGAUCGUGUCAUUUUCUUAGGUGAUUUUUUUAAGUCUUGUAAAUAUAAUUCCUAUUCCUACGAAAUAUUAAAUUCAUAUUAUCUGUGUACCAUAAAAACGCAACACAUUCCAUUACACUCAAGAUCCUUGAGAGUUAGUGAUAGCACGCGAUGACUUUAUUAAGUACGGAAUAUGUAAAUAAACGCGUGUACGUUUAUUCACUGCAAAGGUACAUGUGCGUAGAUAUGCGAAUAAUUGGACCAAUAAGCUGUAUUUUUGAACAAGUAUUUUUGUAUGAAAGACAAUUGAGAGUUUUAUAUUAAAAAAGUGGCCAAUCAGGAACUGAUGAUGAAUAGGCACGUUUAUUUUUUAUUUUUUUUUAAUGGUGAAUGGACUCUGCAAAUCGAGACACUUGCGAUUUGUUAAACAUCAUUGAUUAUUAUAAAUGUUAUUAUAUUGAACGAUUGAUUACGUUAUAUAAAUAAAUGUUUUUUUAAGCAUAAAAAUGCUCAGAAUGUUUGAUCGGCCACGUAAUGUAAAGGUUAUAUUGUACAUUUCUUUAAACUAUACGGGGUACCUCGGCGUAUUGUUCUUCAAAACAGAAUCCCUUCUUUUAUUCAAUAUGUCAACUGGACAAGCUACACUUGAAAAGAAACAAGAAAAAUAGAUGUCAUUUUCAGAUUUGAUCAACUUUGAAAAUGCAGUAAAAUUCAUGUAGAGCGAGAACGAUACGUUGCUGUGUCUUGUGCACAAAUAAUUAUAAAUAGUAUAUAUUAUUAUAUAUAUAUAUAUAAAUAAAUAUAUAUUUCUUGUUGCAAUUAACUUCGAUCUGGGCAGGGAUCCAGAGUGUCCUUUAUAUAAUUAUAUCAGUAUUUUGUGUAUUUUUUUAUCGAGUUGACAAAAUAAUAAUUGUUAAUAUAUUGUGCAAAUAUCAAACUGAUACCGUCCAACAAUAAACUUUAAGGAUAACAACUAAGCUUGAUAUAUCGACCAGAAAACACGAUUAUAAGACAUGUAUAUACACUAUACGUAUAACUGAACAAAAAUACAGAGUGUACAUUCAGACAUAAUAACAGAGUUCCAGAUAUUUGUUUUUAAAACGAUCGCGUUUUACGCUUUGGAGUGUACAAUAAAACUUAUUUAUGACUGAAA